Messenger RNA from Mauremys mutica (yellowpond turtle), 6067 nucleotides. RefSeq names its product OCA2 melanosomal transmembrane protein (gene OCA2). The transcript has 23 exons. The coding region runs from base 302 to 2668 and encodes 788 amino acids. Gene Ontology annotation, cellular component: melanosome membrane. Lineage: Eukaryota; Metazoa; Chordata; Testudines; Geoemydidae. Gene Ontology annotation, biological process: transmembrane transport; melanocyte differentiation; melanin biosynthetic process. The record is from RefSeq and is a predicted model, not a curated record.
UAGAGGGUCCCUGGGUUAGGACCCAGAGUAGUGGGCAGGCCAGGGUCCUCCCCCUUUCUUUACACCUGGCCGACAGGAGUGGCUGUCUGGGGCAGCACCAAUCCCCUGCCAAGAGGGGUGUGACUUUGGGGGUGCAGUUGCCCACAUUGGCCGGGGCACAGAGAGACAGCUGAUUUGUCCCCCUCCCCCAGAAGGGGACGAGGAUGGACUAAGGGGCACUGCGGGAGGGCAGUGGCUCGAAGAGGACGCUGCAAGUUGGGAGCAACACAGGUCCACACGCCAACUGAGGGCGAGACAACGGAUGGGACACCACUGGGAGAGGGCGCUCCACUGGACUGAGCUAAUUCCCGGAGCCAACCAGCAGGAGGCGCUGCGGCGGUACCACUUUGGUUUGCCGAAAUUAUUCAGCGCAAGGUCAAAGGACAACUGCUUUACAGAGAAGACGCCUUUGCUGAAGGUUUCCUCUGAGGACAAUGGGUUACGAUGUAUGGCUCUUCAUAAUCCAGAUUUUACCACAGAUGAUGAUUCAUGGGAUAACAGCUCUGCAGAAUUUGAGCAAAGGUCUCACCUGGGAAGUGAAAUGGCCAGCUUGUCUAGAUCUGCUUCCUCUGAGAAAUAUGAACUCUUGGACAACCUUCAUGUCAAGUUCAAUUUAUCAAAGAUGAGAUGCUGUUUAAGAUUCCUAAAAGUUUCAACCCUUUUUAUCUUUGUAGUGGUGUGCUCUAUUUUAUUUAGCACUUAUCCAGAUCAAGGAGCACCCUGGCAGAUGUUGGCUGUGUCACCAUUGGAAAGCUACUCUAUGAAUAUUACAGAUUUUCGUGAAUCCGCUCUGCUGAAGUUAGAGCUAGGAGGACCUUUUGCAGCAGAUGUGGUUGAUCGGCGGGCAGAGGAAUACAUUGUAGUGCAAAUUGGGCAGAUAGAAGACCCUGGAUCUAGAAGGAGACGUCAGCCCCAGGUCUUAUACAACUGGACUCUACCUUUAAACUCAAGACGAAAUGAGCAAGUUAUCACAACUAGAAUCUUUGAGAUACUUAACAGUAAUGCAAUCUCCAUAAACAUUCAAGCUUUCCUACAGGAGUCUGCAAUUGUUCCUCUCUCCAUGAAGCAUCAGUACCUUCAUGCAAAUAUAGAGACACAAGUAACAAUUGCAUCAGUCAUCUUAGCAGGCGUUUAUGUGCUUAUCAUAUUGGAGAUUGUUCACAGAACCCUAGCAGCAAUGUUGGGCUCCUUGGCAGCUUUAGCUGCAUUAGCUGUGGUUGGUGAGAGACCAAGCAUGGUCAAAGUGGUGGAGUGGAUUGAUUAUGAAACCCUGGCGCUGUUGUUUGGAAUGAUGCUUUUAGUGGCCAUAUUUUCAGAAACUGGAUUUUUUGAUUACUGUGCAGUAAAGGCUUACCAACUGUCUAGAGGCAGAGUGUGGGCCAUGAUUAUCAUUCUGUGUCUUAUUGCUGCAAUUCUUUCUGCAUUUUUGGACAACGUUACCACAAUGCUUCUCUUUACUCCAGUAACCAUAAGGUUAUGUGAGGUACUUAAUCUUGAUCCUAGACAUGUGCUGAUUGCAGAAGUUAUCUUCACAAACAUUGGAGGGGCUGCCACAGCUGUCGGGGAUCCACCAAAUGUGAUUAUUGUUUCAAAACAGGAAGUGAGGAAGGCGGGUUUGGAUUUUGCAGCAUUUACAGGACAUAUGUUUGUUGGAAUUUGUCUUGUUCUUCUGGUCUCCUUUCCUUUCCUCAGACUCCUUUACUGGAACAAAAAGCUUUACAACAAGGAGCCAAGUGAGAUUGUUGAACUGAAACACGAGAUCCAUGUUUGGAGACUGACAGCACAACGCAUCAACCCUGCCAGCAGAGAAGAAACUGCUGUGAAAUGCCUCUUAAUGCAGAAAGUUCUGACUCUGGAGAUCUUGCUGAGGAAAAAACUCAAAACGUUCCAUAGACAAAUUUCACAAGAAGAUAAAAACUGGGAAACAAAUAUUCAGGAGCUCCAAAAAAAGCACAGAAUAACAGACAAAAUACUUCUCAUCAAAUGCCUGACUGUGUUGGGAUUUGUUAUCCUGAUGUUCUUUCUCAAUUCAUUUGUUCCAGGCAUUCAUCUAGAUCUUGGGUGGAUUGCAAUGUUGGGAGCUAUUUGGCUACUAGUGUUAGCUGACAUCCAUGAUUUUGAGAUGAUACUAAACAGAGUGGAAUGGGCAACACUUCUUUUCUUUGCCGCACUGUUUGUUCUAAUGGAGGCUUUGGCUCAUCUUCAUUUAAUAGAUUAUAUAGGAGAACAGACAGCUUUGUUAAUAAAGGUGGUUCCCGAGGAUCAACGCCUAGCAGUUGCUAUCAUUUUAGUACUCUGGGUCUCUGCUCUGGCAUCCUCCCUAAUUGACAACAUUCCAUUCACAGCUACAAUGAUUCCUGUGCUUCUCAACCUGAGUCAAGAUCCUGAUGUUAACCUGCCUGUGAAACCACUAAUCUUUUCAUUGGCCAUGGGUGCGUGUCUUGGAGGUAAUGGGACAUUGAUCGGAGCAUCUGCAAAUGUGGUUUGUGCAGGAAUUGCAGAACAGCAUGGCUAUGGCUUCUCUUUCAUGGAGUUUUUCAGGUUGGGUUUCCCCAUGAUGAUUGUGUCCUGUACUAUUGGGAUGUGUUAUCUCCUUGUUGCUCAUGUCGUACUGGGUUGGAACUCUUAGUAAUUUAUACUUUCAAGACCAAAAGAAGCUUUCUGUCUUGUUCAAUCUAUACAUCAGAGCACUAAGAAGACACCAUUGAAAAGAAGAAGAAAAAACCCCACUUUAAAAAGCGACAUAUUGAUUAAAAUGAUUGGCAGUCUUAGUUUUUGUCAUUCAUAACCUUAUGCUCUGUGAACAAUUUGCAGAGCUGAGUACUGAAGUUUAAAGGAUUCAAAUUUUUUGUCAUGGUCAAUAUUAAUAAGCACAUAAAGAGAUACCAUCACAAGGGAAUAUCUUGUGUCCUGAAACUUUGUCUUGUCACAAUCUGAGUACAGUCACAGAUGGAAAAACUUCAUUCACAAUGGAAGAUGUUCAGCAGUUUCUUCCUAGGGGUUCAUUUGUCUUUGUCAAUAUAUUUAGCUAUUUGUAUUAAAGUAACUAACAUUCAGUCUGUACAAGCUGUAACAAUAGACAUAUAAGCAGACAAUCUGUACACUAUAAGGGAUGUACUGUUGUCUGUGUUCAAAAAUAAAAACAUCCCAAUAAUUUGAUAUGUAAGAAAUUAUUCUUUUGAAAUUGACUAAUAAGUCAUACGCCAUAAUGUUUUUUCAUUUUAAAAUUUCUUGUUCUUUCUAAUCUUGUUGGCCAUAGAAUGUGGCAGAGCAAUGAACAUUUUUCUUUCAAUUAUUAAUUCAGUACAUUAGUGGAUUACCCUAAAUCUUUUAAUAGGUUCAGAAUCUACUUGUAAAAUGAAAUCAUACUUUGUCUGUGCUUUUGUUUUCUUUGAUAAUACUGUGUUAAAUCAUAUAUAUUGAUUCUUCUAUUUGGCUAUUGGACCAGGUCACAUUAUUUAUUGUGAAAGCGAUUUCAAUCCUCAUUUUCUAAGCCUUUCCUGGGAUUGGCCAAAAUUACCCAAAGGUCUGUCUCAUCCUGUGUAAUGCUAGAACUGACAUGCUGAAGAGUGAAACUCAUGUGAAUAGGAAUGAAUUUCAGUGAACGAAUGCAGAAGAACAAAUGCUGUCACUUGCCCCUGUUUCUAGAAAAGUGAUCUGGUAAGUGAGAAAGGAAACCGGUAAUAGUAUCUUUCCCUUGGAGGAUUUAAUAUUAAUAAUAAAUCAUAUAGCUUGACCCACCUAAGUAGCUGGAGUAGCUGAUCAUUUGCAGGUUGUAUUCCUUGACUAAAUGCCUUUGAAUUCAAAAUAUAAUUUAAUAAGCAUAAUUCAAAUUAGCUACAAUGUUCCUUCAAAGAAUGAUUAUCCCUCCUCCAUGUUGCUUCAUCCCAAUAAUGAGCGCAAACCCCAGACCCCCUUUUCAAUAUGUUGCUGUAUAAACAAACAGAACAAAUAAACCCAGCCUGAAACACAUACUUAUGGGACUGAGCUGGGCCUAAGUCCCAUUCAAAUCCAUAGGAAAACUGCAAAGUUUUUCUUUAGAGGAGUGCUUUACUCCGUAAUGAAUGAAAUUCUGUUACCAUUCAAGAAACGUGUGUGCUAAUUUGAGUUGAUCCAUAGUUUUAAAAAAUCAUGGUAAUUUCAAUUGCCCUCCACAUUUCUCAUGUCAUGCUUAUGAUAGCGAGGUCAAGGGGUUGUCCUGUACAUGCUGAAUAAAACAAGUGAGAAAGCUGAUUCAAACCCCCAUAAAUGCCUUUGUUCUUACAUAUUGCCUUUUACUCACCAAUGUAUAUAAUGUUUCUUUUUCUUAUCUAUAAGAAUCAAUCUUACCUUUUGAGGGCCAAGCCUUCUAUAUAACUUUAAAAAACAACAACAAAAUUGUAAGAAAAAUAAACCCUUGUCUGAGUUCCUGCAACACCGAAAGUAGUCAAGCCAAUAAUGUGGUUGCACUACCACACAUGAAAAUACAUGGCCCCAUUUGCAACUUCCUGGAAAGGGAUGGGGCUGAGGGGGGGCAUUGGGUCACAUUACCACCUACCCAUCACAUCGACUCAUCCAAAGUACUGGUGUGGGUCUCUUUGGUUUCUAUUUAGGAAGCUCUGCCAGCAGGACUGUUUUGAGAUUUUCUUUGUCCUAAACUACUCGAUCUGCCAGUGGUGGGUGUAUAGUACAUAGGGAAUAAAAUAUUAUGUUUAAACAGUUAUCCCAUAUUCUGAGGCAACCAAAAGUUUUGGAAUAAAUUCAGUCUAUUUCUAGAAGAAGUUUGCUAUGCUGUAAUAUUUUUCUGAUAAUUUCCUUGAAAUAAAACUGAUUUAUUUCCUGGAGUAUCCUUGCUGCUUCAUUUGUAUUGUGAGACCAGGCUUACUGAGAGCGCAGAGGACAAAACAAAUGAGGAACAUAAAAUAAUGUUGUUUGUUUGCACAGGGUUUUAUGUGAUUGUAAUCGAGUGCUCAGCAACCAAAGGAAGAAUGGUGAUACAUCAAUAUGUUUUUAUGCCGUAUUACUCUUGUUUUUCACUUCAGCAGACAAUGUGCUUAAAUGAGAAUUGCACACGUACUUCAGAGCAUUUCAAGAUAAUGCAGGAAUUUUAAUUGACUUCCUUCAUGAUUAUCAGAGUAAUCUGCACAGCAGAAUGGCUACAUGCUCAACAUGACUAGUGCACAGGAUUGGUUGGUUUACAAUGAAAACGAAUUUAAAAGUUUGAAAAACAGAAGUUUAGUAAUACAUUAUAUAAUUAGAUCAUCUAUUGUAUGCUUAGGGCUGGUAUCUGUGAGCCUGAUUAUCAUUUUCACAAAGGCCCCUUUACAUCACUCUGGCAAGGAAAUGGGUUUUAGAGUGAAUGUAAAUUUAUGCCUAGUUUGAGGACCUUUUAUCAGAAUGGUGUAAUGUAAAAAACAGGCCUUGUAUGUACAAUUUCCACCCCUUUGGUCUGACAGGAAGUAUGUUCUAGCCUAAUAUUUAAGAGACAUGGAUUAAAUUCCUGGCUUUGGGGAAGUCACUUAGCCUCUCUGUGUCUCAGUUCCCCAUCUGUAAAAUGGAGAUGAUAUCACUUGCCUACGUCACAGAUUGUGAGCGGCUCAGAUAGCAAUGAGGAUUAUAUUAGUACCAUAGAUCAAGUCACUGCUACAUUACUCUAUUGAAAUCAAUGUGGAACACAGAAAACUUUUAGAUCCUACAUUGCAAGAGAAUUCAGCAAUAACUAGCCCCAAAAGAAAAGAUAUCUUAUUGUUAGUCCAGAAGACCUGCCUACUGAUCUGAUUCAUUAUUAUUAAUCAAAUAAUAUUUUAAUACAUUGAUCACCAUGGUAACCAAGUGUCUCUGAAUGCAUCACUUCAAUUCAACCAAAAUAAUGUUUAAAAUCUAUCAUAGUUGUUUCAGAGAAGAUUCCAAUGUUCUUCCUGUAAGGACAAGUACUGUAUAAUUUACUUUGACUUUUUAUGCCAGACAGAAAAUAUUAAAGCAUGGGAGGCUUCAACAGAAAUAUCACUUCUCUUGACCUGUAAAUUCCUCUAGAAUUGUAAACAUCAAG